CUUUUCUCAAGAAUCGUGAUGGCCAAAGAAGGAAAGAGGGAGAGGAAGGAGAAAAAGGAAAAAGGAGUCGAUCAUCGUCUCGAGACAUACCGCAAAGUGAUCAAGAAGCAGAAGGCACUACAGAAAAGCACGGACGAGACCGAAAAAGUUGCGGAAGAAAAUAAGCCCGAGGAGAUUAAAACACCCGAUAGUACUGUAGAGCAAAAAGAUCCCGCCAAGAAGCCACCAAAGAAGCCAAAGAAGCCAAAGAAGCCAAAGAAGAAAGUGGAGAAGCCAAAGCCGGGACAGGUCAUUGUAGUUGAGUCGCCCCUCCCUGGAAAAGCAGCAGCUCUGGAGUAUCUCCACAAGUGGAAUGAUGAUCGGAACAACUGGUCCUUUAAGAAAAACAAGCAAAAUUGGCUGAUACGUCAUAUUCUCGACCCCUACCAAAUUACAAAGGAGGAUUUUAAGAUUCUCUUGCGUUAUCUCAUGGGCCUGGAGGGAAAUAGCAAAUCUCUGGUUCUUGAUAUCUGCAAGAAAGCGAAGGAAGCCAUCUCGCCGAACAACGAACAACCGACAGAUGCUCUGGAGCGUAUCCAGUUAUCGCGAGUAACCGUUCUCACAUCGAUGUUUGAAGGAAAGUGA
Blastocystis hominis is the source of this 624-nucleotide messenger RNA. RefSeq lists its product as hypothetical. The record is from RefSeq and is a predicted model, not a curated record. The coding region runs from base 19 to 624 and encodes 201 amino acids. The transcript is spliced from 6 exons. Lineage: Eukaryota; Bigyra; Opalinata; Blastocystidae.